Molecule: messenger RNA, 2256 nt
Organism: Leishmania major strain Friedlin
Lineage: Eukaryota; Euglenozoa; Kinetoplastea; Trypanosomatida; Trypanosomatidae
Exons: 1
Coding region: 1-2256 (751 amino acids)
Source: RefSeq, a predicted model, not a curated record
AUGAUGGCGGACACUGCGAGAAUGCUGUCUCCGCGCCCCUCGGUGACACGCACGGCGGCAAAGACAAGCGGAGGCCCCGUUCAAGUGGCGCUUUCGCAGUCGUGUCCGCAUCCUCACCAGCAGCACCAGCAGCACCACCAGCACCACCAGCACCAGCAGCACCACCAGCACCACCAGCACCAGCAGCACCACCAGCACCACCAGCACCAGCAGCACCACCAGCACCAGCAGCACCAGCAGCAUCAGCAGCCUUGUUUGGGAGGUCUCCUAGAUCCGUUUUUCCUGACGGAGAUCGACGAAAAUGUCCAGGCCUUCAGCGGCACUGCUGCGACGAGCGGCUCGCAUACGUCUCUCUCGGGCGACGGUGGUAGUCCAAGUGCCAAGGACGCGGCUCUCUGCAGCCCAUGCGUGGAGUGCGUGCCACCGGCGCGUGGAAAGACGGUGCGUAAGUCGCGCUCCGCGUGUGAGCUGCGGCUCGAGUGCCUCCUCAGUACGUCGAUGGGCAGCGAUAUCACGAAAGACGAGGCGGACGACAGUAAGCGGAAGCGGCGACAGCCAUCGUCGUUUCCGUCGUCGUCACGGAGGGACACGGCAGGCUGCUUUUCUAGCGUCGAGGUCAUGGGACCGACAGACGAGGUGGCUGCGGCGGACGAAGCCAUCGCUACAACCGCGGCGACCGCGGCCGAUGCAGAAGCUGGGGUAAAAAGCCGUGACCCAAAGAGGCGCUCGCUGUUGCCCACAUGGGUGACAGCGCGGACAUCGACUGUGACGAGAGCAGGGGCACCGCCGACGGAUUCGGGUGAGACAAGUCGAACAGCGAACGGCUGCUUAGCCUCUCCGAGAUCCUUCAGCUUAUCGCACUCGAAGCCCAGCAGCGGCAGCCGCGAUACUUCGGAAGGUAGCCACGUGCUUGACUGCGAGGCGACUCUCCUGCCGAGCGAGAGCGUCGGCGUUGUCGCGAGCACCCACUCCUCAACCGUUAGCAGCUACGCGAGCGAAGCACAGGGAAGGGCGGCGGAAGAGGCGACGAACUGCGCCACCGCCGGCGGGGCGACCGUCGGAUCUAAGAUGACAUUGCUCGUAUCUUUGAUCAUGCGGUGCACCCCGUCCCGAAGGGGCCCGCCCCACUCCGCGUCUCCUACAGAAGACGGCGCUGCAGAUGCGGAGCGGCUGCCGCCGCUGGAGCUGUACCCGCCUCUUGUGUCUCCAUCUUCCAUAGAGGAGGCGUCGUGCGGUGUGGGAUACGACGUGCCUAGCGCGCAUCAUGACGACAUGUACGCCAUGAAGGACAUCACAGUGGCUGUAAAGGAGGAUGUCAACCAGCGACGGGGUGCGUUGGCCAAAGAGCCGACUCUGCCGGCCUCAACCGCGAGCAGGCGCACGCAGCACACAAAGUGGUCGAUGCACCCGUCGCCGGUGAGUGCGUGGCUGCUCGGCAGCUCAGCCGUGGGCGCCUCACUUUCGACAGCGUUGUGGAGGGCGGCUCUUCGGUCAAGACCGGCGAUGCACACGCCGUGUUCGUGCGUUUCCGCACGAGCAGAGCAACAUUCUGUCCAGGUGCUGUCCAGGGUGCUGGCGAACGGGUCGGCGGUGUCGACCAAAGUGCUGGCGAUGCGCUCUUGGGCGGAGUUCGAACGCGCGUCAGUGUCCUUCCCCAGCACAUGGUCCGCCUCCGUAUCUGCACACCUCUCUGCAGUCCCACCGUCGCUUACCACAGACUCGACCACGUUACGUGGGCCUUCGAUGCUGCACCUGACGCUGCCGCCACUACCCGAUCAGACCUCUGUUGGCCCUGCGUCCAUCGCGUACAUCAACCGGGCUCCAUCACGUCCGGCUGCCACAGCAGAGGAGGUGGUCGCGCGGCAGCCGUGUGAUGUGUGGCGUCUUGCGCGGUGCUACGCGCACUUCGAGCGCGCCGUUGAGCAACGUGGCGAAGACGGCGUAUGGUCAGCUCGUGGCAUCAGCUCCCUUGCGACGUGGGAUUCAGUAAAGCUGGUGGUAGCUGCUGGCGUUGCUAGUAGGGAUGCGGAGAGCAGCACGGAUGAAGGCUGCGAGGAUGGCGGCGCGUGGCUGCUUCCUUCCUUCACUCUGGAUGUUGUUCCUGACACACUUGACACCCCUUCCCCGGCUUCUCCGCAGGUUACUUCGACCUUCCCGUUCUCCCCCGUGGUGUCUGUGCUUCGCGCCGAGAAGGAAGAGGAGGUCUUCACCUCCGCUGUGAUGUGGGCAUUGGAGAUGAUGACCGGUGUGCGUUGA